GCCAACUGCAGACCAAUUUCUACUCGAACACGCCCAGUCUUUCCUUUACGCGCGCUGGCACUACUCUCAAAAUGGUAUGUGGACGUUAACAUAAGAUUCCCCCGUAUUAUGGAUGUUCCCGUGAAGUCUCCGGGCGACAAAAAACGAAGUCCUCCCAUCAAAGUUCUCUCCAGUCAGCUUAGAGAGGGUAAAGUACAUUUCGGGCCGAAUGGGAAGAUCGAGUGCACUAUAAAAAGGCUGGGGCAGCGGAAUACGAGUCCGCUGCGGGAGGUGUCAGUGGUGUGGAUGCAGGGGACUGUGUUGGAGGUGAAAUCAGACCACAACACCACGGUGACGCUCAUCGACGAGACCGGGACUUUCAUGGUCAUUGGCGCUAGUAGCAUUCCACAGGGGAAAUCUAGUGUCCUCUCCGGUGAGUUCACAGGCAAAUACGUAAUGGUGAUGGGUAUUCUCCAGUCCUGCACCCCGGAGCCAGUUCUCCGUGCGGUAAAGAUGGCAGACCUCUCAGACAACCCGGUUCACAGGAACAUGUGGAAGUUUGAAGUGGAGGACCUACAGCAAACCUUGUAAUCAGCUCCAGAAUAGUAACCGUAGGGCCUGUAUUAUCCCAGCGCUCUCGUUAAUUGAUGUAAAAACCCUUGUACAUAUUUACCAACCUUGUUUAAAAAAAUAAAAAUAAAAAAUUGUCGUACUUAAA
Messenger RNA from Anguilla rostrata (American eel), 697 nucleotides. RefSeq names its product RecQ mediated genome instability 2 (gene rmi2). The transcript is spliced from 2 exons. The record is from RefSeq and is a predicted model, not a curated record. Gene Ontology annotation, cellular component: nuclear speck; cytosol. The coding region runs from base 109 to 570 and encodes 153 amino acids. Gene Ontology annotation, biological process: negative regulation of double-strand break repair via homologous recombination; DNA repair; regulation of sister chromatid segregation. Lineage: Eukaryota; Metazoa; Chordata; Actinopteri; Anguilliformes; Anguillidae.